GUCCCUUCCCACUCUGUUAACUGUUUACCAAAGCUUGCUAGCCGAGGAGAACUGGAGGAUGGAGAAUCAACCCCAAGUCAAUGCUGAUUUCCUCCCUCUCUUGCAGGUAAAUCGCUUGGCCAGUUGUGCUCCGUCCCCCACCCCACCUCGUCCCCAUCCAUUCCACACAGCAGCCAUGACGUUUCACCCCCUCGCGGCUUACGCACUGCUCCUGGCGAUCUCCCAAUGCUGGGCUGUCAGCUUUCCCGAAGAUGAUGAGCCUAUUAACGUGGUCGACUACCAUUAUUCCAAGCAAUAUCCAGUAUUUAGAGGACGCCCUUCAGGCAACGAAUCCCAACACAAGCUGGACUUUCAACUGAUGUUGAAAAUUCGAGACACACUUUAUAUAGCCGGCAGGGACCAAGUUUAUACAGUAAACUUGAAUGACAUUCCAAAAGGGGAAGUUGUUCCAAGCAAGAAAUUAACAUGGCGGUCAAAGCAACAGGACAGAGAGAACUGUGCUAUGAAAGGAAAGCACAAAGAUGAAUGCCAUAAUUUUAUUAAAGUCUUCGUCCCCAGGAACGAUGAGAUGGUGUUUGUCUGUGGAACGAAUGCUUUUAAUCCUAUGUGCCGUUACUAUCGGGUAAGGACCAACGCCCAGACCCGGCCCGAUUGUUCUCUGCCAAAAUUCAAAGAGCAUCGUGAUGCACUUCAAAGGUUCCUUAUCAACCUUACCAUUGUCCUUCUCAUCCUAUUUUGUCUCUGGCGGGAUCGGAGCAUAAGUGCUCAUCAUUCUUUCCAUGGCCAGUGCCUUCGUUCUCAAAACAAUCCUGCCAAUGUAAUGGGGAUGGUGAAGAGGACAAAAAAGUUGUGUCUCUGCAACUGGACAAAGAGCACCAUGCGUUGUUCAUUGCGUUCUCCAGCUGCAUCGUUAGAAUUCCCCUCAGUCGUUGUGAGCGUCAUGGAUCGUGUAAAAAGGGAGAAACAUCCGCUGCUACCUAGGAUUGAACUCUCAGCCUUCCAAGUGGAAGGCAAGCAUUUCCACCAGUACACCACACUAUCAACAUCACAUUCUGCUCCACCUGGUUCCUGUGCAAAACACAGCCCAGCAGAGGCUUACAAAACCUCCAUUGAUUUCCCAGAUGAAACACUUUCUUUCAUCAAGUCCCAUCCUUUGAUGGACUCCGCCAUCCCAUCCGUCAUCGAGGAGCCGUGGUUCACAAAGACGCGAGUCAGGUAUCGGUUGACCACAAUAGCUGUGGAUCAUUCAGCUGGCCCAUAUCAAAACUACACUGUCAUCUUUGUGGGCUCCGAAGCCGGAAUGGUGCUUAAGAUCCUGGCGAAGACCAAAGCUUUUUCUCUGAACGACAGCAUCUUGCUGGAAGAGAUUGAUGCUUUCAAUCAUGCAAAGUUGUCUUUGUUUGUUUCAUACAACCACAGCAUUGGAGGGUAUGAGCAAGACGUGGAGUACGGCAACACUGCCCACCUGGGGGAUUGCCACGAAAUUUUGCCUACUACAACUACACCAGAUUACAAAAUAUUUGGCGAUCCAACAUCUGGUGUGAGGUGGGAAGUCCAGUCGGGCGAUUCCAACCAAAUGGUGCACAUGAACGUCCUGAUUACCUGUGUCUUCGCGGCUUUCCUUCUGGGAGCGUUUAUUGCCGGCGUGGCUGUUUACUGUUACCGAGACGUUUUUGUGAGAAAAUCCAGGAAGAUCCACAAAGACGCAGAGUCGGCUCAAUCCUGCACGGAUUCCAGCGGGAGUUUUGCCAAGCUGAAUGGCCUCUUCGAUAGCCCAGUGAAGGAGUAUCAGCAGAACAUCGAUUCGCCCAAACUUUAUUCCAACUUGCUGACAGGUCGCAAAGAGCUACCCCAGACGGCGGACACGAAGUCCAUGUUGAUGGUGGACCACAGGGCCCAACCCCCAGAACUGGCAGCUCUUCCGACCCCAGAAUCGACUCCUGUGCUUCAGCAGAAGACCUUACAAGGGAUGAAGAGCCAGAUGGAGAAGGCCCAGAACAACCUCAGCUCUUCAAGGAAAGAAGCCCCCUUGAAGAGUCCUCAGUUUUUCCCCUCCAGUCCUCCACCCCAUUCUCCUUUAAGUCACGGACACAUCCCCAGUGCCAUUGUCCUUCCCAACGCCACCCACGACUACAACAUGUCCUUCUCCAAUUCUAACGCGCACAAAGUGGACAAAAAGAUGCCCAACGUGGACCAUCCACUGACUAAGUCCUCAGGCAAAAGAGACCACAGGAGGUCCGUGGAUUCCAGAAACACCUUGAAUGACUUCCUGAAACAUCUAAACGAAGCCCCCAGCAACUCCAAAGCCAUCAUGGCUGACCUUCAGGUGGCUCACCAGACUUUAAUGUUGGAUUCCAUGGGCAACGUGACAGAGGUGCCCCCCAAAGUCCCCAACCGGGAAGCGUCUUUGUACUCUCCUCCUUCCACCCUGCCGAGGAAUAGUCCGACAAAACGGGUUGACGUCCCCAAUGCGCCGGCAGCGCCAAUGACCUCUUUGGAAAGACAAAGGGGCUACCACAAGAAUUCUUCCCAGAGGCACUCCAUAUCCGCUCUUCCUAAAAACUUAAACUCUCCAAACGGGAUGCUGCUCUCCAGGCAGCCUAGCGUUAACCGGGGAGGGUAUAUGACUCCGACCGGAGGCACAAAGAUGGACUACAUCCAAGGGACGCCGGUCAGCGUCCAUCUACAGCCUUCCUUGUCUAGGCAAAGCAGUUACACUAGCAACGGGACGCUUCCUCGGACAGGGAUAAAGAGGAUGCCCUCUCUUAAGCCAGAUGUGCCACCCAAACCUUCUUUUGCCCCACAGACGCCUUCAGUCAGACCACUGAACAAAUACAGUUACUAAAACUUGCCUAAUCAAUCCAUCCAGACCUUGGGGGUGGGGGAAGAUGGUGCAAAACAGAUGGAAAGAAAGACUCCGACUCGCUUGUCACGAAGGGCAUUGUGGGGGGGACCGAAUUUUUUUGGGGGGCAAACAGGCUCUUUUUGCUCCAUCGGCUGGUUUUGUCCGGCCCGCAGCAAGACUCCGCUUGCCCGAUGCGUUAAAAGAGAGAGGAAGGGCUGGCCACUGCAUCUCUUGUGUGUUGGGAGAGGAGGAGAGACGUAGCACAAAAAAAAAGGAUGGGGACUUGACGGCCACUUCAAAAGAGCUGUUUUAGAGUACUUAGGGAGGAAGCAGACCCAUGAACAAAACGAAACAAAAAAUACUUGAAAUUAAUAAUGAUGAAAGUGAGGGGGUUGUUUUUAGACUGCCACGCUGUGUAGUCUUCCCACAAAAUGUGAACGUUUUAACUAUGUAUGCAUUUGCCUUGCCUCUUGCACAAAUAUCCAGGGGGGGGGGGAGAAAAAAAUGUCUCGAGAACGUCUGUUGGUUAAAAGAAGCAGCCAGCUGAAUGUCAGCCUCUGGGUCCAAUGGUAGCAUUUUUAUUUUUGCCUCCAAAGGAUGACAGUUCAUUUUAGGGCGCAGAUAAAAGGGGGUAAGAGAGGGUUGCAUGCCCGGGUGCGAGGAAACCUUGAAUCCUAUGGAGG
Messenger RNA from Thamnophis sirtalis, 3528 nucleotides. NCBI's taxonomy places the organism in Eukaryota, Metazoa, Chordata, Lepidosauria, Squamata, Natricidae. The record is from RefSeq and is a predicted model, not a curated record.